AUGCCUCCCACCACCACGCAACUGCUCAAACUCGCGCUGCCUCUCAUUCCGCAAUACGGGUUCACGCGGACUGCGCUGUCACGCUCGAUCUUGCAGCUCCCGCCUGCCGACAACAGUGGUCGACCACACACGGAGCCAUUGUCUGACUUGGCGGUAUCUGCUCUGUUUGGAAAUGGAGACAACGCCCGGAAGAUGUUGAUUAACGCGUGGCUCGAUGCUGGCAUCGAGAAUAUGAGCCAUAAUAUACCAGGAAAAGUAUCUGUUGCAGACGCGCUUCACACCCGGCUUGCUUAUAACGAGUCUAUUCUGGCUCAUUUGCCUGAGGCGUUCGCCCUGCUUUCUGUGCCUGAGGCCAGGUGGAGCGUCAUUCCCCCACUCGAUCCACUACCGGCACUGAAGCAUUCUGCGCGUAUUGCAGACGAAGCUUGCUAUCUUUCCGACGAUUCGUCCACAAGGUUAUCCUGGUAUGCUCAGCGUGCGACGCUAAUGGGUGUCUACGGUGCCGCUGAGCUCCAUCAACUUACUUCUCCUUCAUCUGCACACGCUUUCCUUGACGAACUACUGAGCGGUGCAAAACAUAUCGAGUCAUAUAUAUCGGAAGUGGGCCAGUUCUCGGACUAUGUGCUGAGAAGCUGGGUUGGGAUUGCUCGAAGUCGUGGGAUCAUCUCAUAA
This is a messenger RNA of Mycena indigotica, 672 nucleotides long. RefSeq names its product Ubiquinone biosynthesis protein. The transcript has 5 exons. Gene Ontology annotation, biological process: ubiquinone biosynthetic process. Gene Ontology annotation, molecular function: lipid binding. Lineage: Eukaryota; Fungi; Basidiomycota; Agaricomycetes; Agaricales; Mycenaceae. Gene Ontology annotation, cellular component: mitochondrial inner membrane. The coding region runs from base 1 to 672 and encodes 223 amino acids. The record is from RefSeq and is a predicted model, not a curated record.